UGUUUCCUUAGUCUGUCAUCGUCGCGCGCGUAAAGUGGUGCUCUUUGUUAAAUAGAAAAGUAACCUCCUACGGGGUUACUAUUAUUUCCCACCUAAUGUAAAAAAUAUUAUUGUCAGCAUCCGACAGUGAACGUACCAUUGCUCUACUCAAUAAAUAAUAAAUAAUAACAAUAAUCGUUAUCAUUGAUAAUAAAAAUAUUUAUGCCAACAAUUAAAUAAGUAAAUAAAUAAAUAAAUAAAUAAAUAUGUACUGGUGUAAUUAAACAUCAGUUUAUUUAAAUAUCUCCAUACAUAUGUAUUGAGUAAAAUUGAAUUGAGUUGAAUAAAAAAAAAAAUACUCAAGUAAAUAAAUAAAAAACACAAGUUAAAGUGUACGUCGUUGUCGUUGAUAUGACCAAUGGCUCUGAAUAAAAGAGUUUCUGCGCGAUGCGCGUGGCGCGCUGCGUCGCAUAAUCUUGCGUAUCAGUGACCGUCAGUCAAUCGAGGCGGCAGUGGUGUGUUAAAAAAGCCCGCAACACGCUCUCAUGUGUGGUGGAAGUAAGCAAAAGCACGAUAUUAAACAGAGAGAGACAUAAGACAUUAAAUAAAUAAUAACCCAACAUAUUUUUUUUUUAAAUUAACUCGCGGUAAUAAAUUUAAAUACUGGACAAUUUGAAUUUUUGCGCGACAAAGUUUUUUUUUUUAAAUUUCUGUCAACUGUUUUUUUUUAAAAUUAAAUUUUUUUUUAUCAAUAACUCGAAUUGUUGUAUUGACACGCGAGUGCUGACUAGAGGAGUUGACUGCGGGGUAAAGAGAACGAGUUGUAAAAUAUAAAUAAUAGUAAUAAGUGAAGUAGGAAAUUUAAGUGGUGUAGAGGUAGAGAGGAAAUAGGAAUAGAAGUAGAAGUAGAAGUUUAAUUUGAAAAGUGUUGUGUGUGUGGACAGAUUGGGGAGAGGUCGUGUUUGUGUCGCGCGUGUACAGUCGGGAAAAAGAGUAAGGGAAUGAAAUGAGAAGACGUGGACAUCAUCCUAGUGAUCGUAGUCGUGUCGAGAGCUGCAUUGUUUCUGUUAAACUUGAAUAUUUAAAUACUGGUGACAAGCUCCUCCGUAAGCUUGCGGUCUUGUGGAGGCAACAAACAGACCGCAAGUGAAAGACCCGGGGAAAGGAGACUGAGAAAGAGAGCGAGAGGGAGGGAGACUGGAAAUCGACAGUGGGAAAGAGACCGAGUAAAAUUUAGAGCUAGAGCGCAAGAAGGCGGGCGAAGCUGGGGAAAUACAUAAUACAUAUUUAAAUAGAAAGACGUGAUUAUUUGAGUCUGUCCUAGAUCUUUAACAGGUGAAUGUUAAUUAAUUUUUGUUGCUUUGUUUUUUACAAACAGGUAUAAAUAUUUAAUGGUUUGAUAAUAAUUAGUAGUAAUUAUUGGUGUUUUAUAAAUUUAUCAAGUGAUUAUUGAGUGUUUUGUGUAAGUAAAAGUGUGUGUACAGAUAUAGUCGUGAUUAAGUUUUGUGUGGGUUGUGUACUUGUGCCGUGGCCCGGCCAUCAUGGCGAAUCCACGGAAAUUCAGUGAAAAGAUUGCGCUCCUCAACCAAAAACAGGCUGAGGAAACUGCUGCAUUUGAAGCCAUCAUGAGAGAAGUUUCCGAUGUUACUAGCAGGGUGGCGUCAGCAAGCAGUUCAGUAGGAGCAAGUCCUACUGGAAGUGGUGUACCAGAGACACCAUUGUCUGUGAAGAGUGCUGGUGCAAGUCCUCCUCAAUCAAGUGGCAGUAAGCACCUGCACAUAAACAUUGGGAAUCAAUUCAGAGCUGGGGGUUCGUUGCCCAACGUUAACAACAACAUUGAAAAUCGAGAUACUGCUAAAGAUCCUUCUCCAAACUCCGCUGCUAUUCACUCUAUCGACCUCAAGACUGCGCUGAAUAACUUGGAGGAGAUGCAGCACAAUCCCAUGAUGUAUCGUGGCACAGAACGUGGUAGGAGUCUGGGAGUAGGUCCCAUGAGAUCACGACCCAUGGAAAAAAGGUACGACACCUCGCCGUACAGUGGUACAUAUUUAUCGCCACCACCUGACACCUGGCGAAGAACAAAUUCCGAUUCAGCGCUGCACCAGAGUGCCAACGAAGCUUGCCAAUCUAACUCGACGAUUCCUCAUCGACGAGGUAGCGAUACAUAUCAACAUGGAAUGGGCAAUACGACGAAUGACAACAGAGAUGGACAUCAUGGGUUUAUUGAGAGACCAAGAUCUUCCUGCGAGAUGCCGAGAGUGCCAGGCAUCCAUAUAUAUCCGAGUUCACAACCACCAGGACCACAAACGCCUAUUGGUAAUAAUACAGGAUCUCUACCAGAUCUUAGUAAUGUUCACUUUCCGUCGCCUCUUCAUACGCCGUUGGACCACGAGGAUCACUCGAGUAGUACACAGUACAGUAAUAGUCCUCAAACGGGCAGUCCUACAACCCUGUCGCCAACCAGCUUGGUGCAAGCUGGAAGGCUAUCCUUUUCACAGGAUCACAGUCCACCAGGCGCCCAAAACCAUUUAUCAGUGCCUGUUAACUCUAGAUUUCUCCAUACACUGAAGCAUGGCGUGACGUUGGAAAAUAGUACAAAUAAUUCGCAACAGGAUUUACGCUCGUACGGACAACAAACUGCUCAGCAACCACCCUCUACAUCUCACAGUCCUGGUCACCACUAUAUUUAUCAACAGCCGCACAGUCCUGUGCCGCCGCAAAGUCCUAAUGGAUCACAGUCCCACCAACUAAAUUCCUUAGGAUCGUAUCGCACUAAUCAACCAGUAAAUCGACCGUCUCCUCAAUCGUCGCCCGGUAUAACCCUUCAGGGUAGUCCUCUAAGCUACAGCAAUAAUCCCUCAGCACCACCAAGUCCUACAGGUCAUCCGGGAUCAACGAGUCUCACCUCCGAUAGUCUAGAUCAAAAUAGUUAUUUCCUGACUCAGGUCCAAGCUGCGGCGCUUCAGCAGACCUUUGAACAAUUCAACAUGACGGAUUCGUCGUUGGAUCCAAAUUCCAUUGGUUCAUACAUCGGGUCUUCAAACGACACCUCUGGUUUUACUCAUAAUGACAUGAUUAAUGUCGGUGGUGAGUUGGGUAGCAACGACACGAGCUACUACAGCACGAGUCCUCAGAUGGCGUAUCAACCACGGACGCCUACGACGACGCAACAACUAACGCCUCAAACGCCAAAUACACCUACAAUUAUAUUGACCGAUUUCUCGGGCACUGAUGACUUAACGAAGGAUCUCGGGUCAUCGAUAUCCAGUGACUUUGAUCCAGACCUGUUUGCCUCGGAUGAAGCUCUGAGACAGGGCUUAGGACCGAUCGACCUGGACGGCUUGCAGAUGCUCACUGAUCCUGACACGGUGAUAUCUGACGCAAAUGCCGAAGAUCACUUUAGAUUAGAUUGUCUCUAAAACUAUAAGAUUUAUUAUUAAUGAGAGAUUUUAUUGUAAUGACCGUAGCAGGCGUGAGAGAGUGAAAAAUAUUACUUAAUAUUUAAUAAUCGAGACAGAGACCCAAUCGACUGCGGAUUAAGUGUUCGACGUUAUUUAGGAUUAAUGUAACUCUUCUGAUGUCUUAGAUAAUUAAGACACAUUGACAUGCACGAUUUUAAAUUAUGAUAAUAAUAAUAAUAAUUAUGACGAUCAUGUUUAAAAAUAUAUUUGAAAAAGUUAUGAAAGUGAAAUAAACCCCGGACGUUACUUAAGUGUUGAGCUUCCAACGAGCCGCUUUUAUUUUUUACAUCUCAAGAUUACUCUCAACUACUUCUCGUUCUCGUUUUUUUUUUUUUAAUUAUUAUUAUUAUUAUUAUUAUUAUAAUUAUUAUUACCGCCACAAUUUAUAUCCACACUCUUUUGAAAUAUAUAUUAAUCUCUGUCUCUGCAAGCUCAUUCUCUAUUUCGUAAAAAUACAGCCGGUAGUUGGAAGCUACACCAAGUAGUCAUCGCAUGUCGACUGUGUCAUUCGUGAUAAAACAAAAAUUAAUUUAAAAAAAAAAAUAAUAAUAAUAAAAUACAAUUAUACAUAUAAAUAUACAAAAAAAAUAACUAAUUAUGCGUCGUCGUUUUUUGAAGACUAUGAUUAAAAAAAAAAAAAAAUAAUACGGAAAAUUUAUCAACCUGUUUUUAUCUUUAUUUUUUACUAUUUUGUAUAUUGUAUCAUACAUAUAUAUGAUCUCUGAAAAGCACAAAAAACAGAAAGCAAGGACAAACAAUAACAAAAACUAAUAAUAAUUAUAAUAAAUAUAUAGAGAGUGAUGUGUUAAUUAUUUGUAUACAUGCUUUAAUUUUUACGCGGAUAUAUAUUAAAUGUAUAUCUCAGUGAUUGAGCCCUAUAUCGUGUAAUAGAGAGUAGGUAGAAGUAUAUAGAAAUUUCACGAAGGUUCAACUAGAAGAGACUCGGUUGUAUAUCGUAAUGACUCGUCUAGGGACUUGUUAUAAUGUAUAAUAAUAAUAGAUUAUAAUAUAUGUUAACGGAACUGAUGUUGGAACGACAGAGUAUAGGGUUAUUCAACGACAAAUCAACAUCAUCGUUUUAAUAGUCAAUAAAUUUAAAUUAUUUAAAUUCAUUUUUUUAUAUCACUCUGCUGAUUGCAAUUUUUUUUUUUAUUUGUUACCGCAUUAAUUAUUAUAAAUUAAAAUACAUUUAAUUUGAAUUCAUGUCCAGAUCAAUUUAAUAAGAUGACGAAUUCAUAGAAAAGUGGACAGUAAAUUCAAAUUUAGAAUUUAAUUUUGAUUAUAAACUGGACGUUUUGUCCCUUUAUUGGGACUUCUUCAGCAACUAAAACAAGUUGUCAUAAAUAUUUUUUUUUCGAAUUAUGACGUAUGGUAAAAGACCUAGUACCUGAUCAAGGAACUAGUACCCGAUCUAGGAACUAGGUCUUUUACUUUACACGGAGAAAUUAUUCCUGUUAGCAGCUGCUGCUGCCCUGUUAUGACAAAAGGACGUAUCUCGAGAUACGCUGUUUUGUCGUAACAAAGCUAAAAAGUUUUAUUUAGUGUCACUUAAUAAUAGGGUAUCAUCAAAAUUUUACUAAUUUAAUUAAUUAUGCCAAUAAUAUUGAUCAAAUGUGCGUAUAAAAGAAAUGAAAAAAAAAACGUAUCUUUUUUGCAUUGGAAAUUAAAUUCUUCGAGUUAAAGCAUUUUGUCAUAACAAUCUCAUCUAUUUAUCAAAAUAAGCAUUAGUACCUUACGAUACAAAAAAACGUAUCUCGAGUUACAACGUUUUGUCAUAACAGAAAUUAAUUUUUCUGUUAAAUUGCACUCAAAUUCUGUUAAAACUUUAAAUGCUAUUUUCUCGAAAUUGUAAUUUUUGAGAUACGUCGUUUUGUCAUAACAGGGCAACAUGAUGUCCACCUGACGGAAAUUUAAAUAAACGCUUAGAAAAAUUACUAUGACCAUAGUAAAAUUUAAAAUGGUUACAGUAAUUUGCUGUUAAUUUCUUUUACUAUGGCCGUAAUAAUUUUUGUAUGCUUAUUUAAAUUUUUAUCAGGUGACCAACAUGGCCUGGAUUUACUAUGGCACCAUACCAUUACAAACAGGAACAAUUUAUCCGUGUAAAGUAAAAGACCUAGUUCUCUGAUCGGGUCUUAGGUAUUUUAUCUUACACGGAAAAAAAUGAACUAUAUAAAUUGAGAAUUACAAGUAAUAUAAUGAUAAAGUGAUCAGUAAAUACCAUCAUUCUAAAUAGUAAUUUUUUCGUUUAUGAUUCAAACGUGAAUAAUUACAGGAUAAGUAUGAAAAUUUAUUGUCUAUGUAAGAAAAAUUAUUAUUUGAACUUUAAAAAUCGUAACUGAUACUUAAAAAAUAGACGACACGUAUUAUAAAAUUUACUAUUUGAAUGUUAAAAUUUCCCAUAUUGACAACCGGGUUCCGGGUUAUAAUUUCAAAUAGUAAUUUUUUUUCCGUGUACGUCAUAAUUUGAAAAAUAGUAAAUAUUAAUAAUAAAAAUUUAUUUUAGUUACUAAAGUCCCAAUAAAGGGACGAAAAGUCGAACUUAUGGUCAAAGAAAUUCUAAAUUUGAAUUUACUGUCCACCUCCUUAUGAAUUUAUCAUGUCAUAAAUUAAAAUAAUAAUUACAACUUUGAAAAAUAUUAUUGGAUGGAUACGAUUAUAAUCGAAAACACCUUCAUUACACUGUGAUAUACUUCUUGUUGUUGUCUGCAUAUCAUUUUAAACCGUUAAACGCUUUCGCGUUUCAAUAAUAAAAAAAAACUAAUAAUAACAACAAUAAUAUUAAUAAUAAUAAUUAUAAUAUCGAAGCUAAUAUUUAAAUAAAUCAUAAUUACAAGGCUAAAAAUUAUGUGUCAAUUGGUAAUAAAUUAAUAUUUGUUAAAAAAAAAUAUUUAUAAAUUUUAUAAGAGAGUCGCGCAAAUUAUAAAGAUAGAUGUUUUGUAAAUUUAAAUAGAUAUUAUAUUUGUAUUUUAUUGUUUAUUUACAGCAGAUUUAUUAUUCAAAAGAGAGAUCUAUGAUAUAUAAAGAGAUCUGAUAAAAAGAUUGUACUUAUUGAUACGUCGUUUUAAAUUUAAAUGUUAAAUCUCAUACGUUUGUUCUAUGGAAGAGUCUUAUGGUAAUAAUAUAUAAAAUAUUAAUAAAUAAAUUAAGUAAUUAAAUAAUAAAAUAAUAAAUAAAUAGUUGAAUUAUAAAUAAAAAUAAUAGAUUAAAAAUUUAUAACAGAUAAAAUAAAUUAAAGGCACGUAGAUGCUCUCGCCUGUACCCUCCGUAAUUGUCAAUUCUUUUUUGAAAGUAAUAUGCUGUACUUUAUAUACACAGAUAGUUAAUCAAAACGUUAAGAUACAUCAUUCAAAUAAAUAUUUUAAAUUAUAUUAUUAACGAUAAUUAUUAACAGAGUAAUUAACAAGUGUAAGAUAAAUUUUAAAUUUAUGUUUAUUACUAAUAAUUUUAUUUUAUAUAAAUUAUAUGAGAGAUUUAUGCGUGACAAUUUUAUCCUCGAAAUUUUGAAAAAUAUUCAAUUUAUAAUGGCCCGUUUAUAAAAUAUGUUCGCGCUUAUGGGGGAGAAGGGGUCGCGGGUCUAAGAAAAUUUGACGUUCGCAGAUCAAAAAAUGUUGAAAAUUUUUCUCUCGGUUUUCAAAUUUAUUUUCUUGUUACGAUAAAAUCUCAUUUCAUAUUUUUGGACAUAAAUAUUUCUAUUUAUAUAAUUUCGUCAUUAUGGGAGGGGGGUUUAUUUGUAACGCAAUUUUGAUAGGGGGGUCGCAGAAAUUGUGACGGGGGUGAAAUUUUGCGUGACAUUUUAUAAACGGCCACUAAAUUACCAUUUUUUUUUUUUUUUAAGCAAACAAUAGGAUAGAGGUACCGUUUUUGGCCACUUGGAAAAUUUUAAUAAAAUAAUUUGUAAUGUACGCAGUGACAUAAUUAAUUUUUUUUAAUUCAUUCAAAGACAUUUUAAUUACUACGUUAGAAUAAAAAUUUUUUUAUUAAUUAAAAUGGAUUAUUAAAUGUCCAAAAAUGGAGCAGUGGCCAAAAAUGAUCUUCUACCCUAAUUAAAAUAAUAAAUGAGAGCAUCUUUAGUUGCCCAUUGAAUUAGUGGAAAAUUACGUUCAUUCAAUAGUUCUUCUCAUUGAUAAAAAAACAAA
Messenger RNA from Microplitis mediator, 7576 nucleotides. RefSeq names its product CREB-regulated transcription coactivator 1-like (gene Crtc). The transcript is spliced from 13 exons. The coding region runs from base 1521 to 3398 and encodes 625 amino acids. Gene Ontology annotation, cellular component: cytoplasm; nucleus. Lineage: Eukaryota; Metazoa; Arthropoda; Insecta; Hymenoptera; Braconidae. The record is from RefSeq and is a predicted model, not a curated record. Gene Ontology annotation, biological process: protein homotetramerization; positive regulation of transcription by RNA polymerase II. Gene Ontology annotation, molecular function: cAMP response element binding protein binding.